Messenger RNA from Corylus avellana, 1757 nucleotides. The record is from RefSeq and is a predicted model, not a curated record. NCBI's taxonomy places the organism in Eukaryota, Viridiplantae, Streptophyta, Magnoliopsida, Fagales, Betulaceae.
UAAACCAUACCUCCUAAAACACUUCAACAUUCAACCACAAUGGCGUCCAUUUCUCUGGCUUUUCCUUCCCUCCAACCAAAAUUUAUAUCACCCAGAAGAUCACCAAAGCCCUUCACGCGUAAGAUUGUAGUCCGUCAGAUCUCUGCCUCGGGUUUCGAGACGCCAUCUGUGUCGGUCCAACCGGUGGUGCCACCUGAACCCACCACACUUCCGAUCCGAAAAGUCCCCGGAAACUAUGGCAUACCUUUUAUCGGUCCAAUCAAGGAUCGGCUUGACUACUUUUAUAAGCAAGGUCGCGAAGAGUUCUUUAAAUCACGCAUCCAAAAGUACCAAUCAACGGUGUUCAGAGCCAACAUGCCACCAGGUCCUUUUAUAGCCUCCGACCCGAGGGUCGUGAUUUUACUUGACGGCAAGAGCUUUCCCGUGCUCUUCGAUGUCACAAAGGUCGAAAAGAGAGACCUUUUCACCGGCACUUACAUGCCAUCCACGGAGCUCACCGGGGGUUACCGAGUCCUCUCAUAUCUUGACCCGUCGGAGCCAAGCCACAGCAAGCUUAAGCACCUCCUGUUCUUCCUCCUUAAGUCUCGUCGCGAUCAUGUCAUACCUGAUUUCCAUUCCAGCUACGUGGAGCUCUUUGAGAGCCUUGAGAACGAGCUUGUAACCAAAGGAAAAGCCGCUUUCGGAGACACCAGUGAUCAAGCCGCUUUUAACUUCCUAGCUCAUGCACUCUACGGCACGAACCCAGCCAAGACCAAGCUCGGGCUCGACGGGCCAAGCCUGGUUGCAAAAUGGCUCCUCUUUCAGCUCGCCCCUCAGCUCAGUCUCGGCCUCCCUGUGCCUCUCGAGGAGCUCCUCCUCCACACCUUUCGUCUUCCUUCAUUUCUGGUCAAAGCCGAUUACCAGAGGCUCUACGACUUCUUUUAUGAGUCAUCUGGGUUCGUCCUCGACGAGGCCGAGAGAUUAGGCAUCUCCAGAGAUGAAGCUUGUCACAACCUACUAUUCGCCACUUGCUUCAACUCCUUUGGAGGCAUGAAGAUCUUCUUUCCUAACAUGAUCAAGCUCAUCGGCCAAGCAGGGGUCAAGCUCCACACACAGUUAGCACAAGAGAUCCGAUCAGUCAUCAAAUCCAAUGGUGGAAAAGUCACGGUGGCUGCCAUGGAACAGAUGCCUCUGAUGAAGUCCGUCGUGUAUGAAUCACUUCGGAUAGAACCACCAGUACCUCUCCAAUACGGGAGAGCCAAGCGUGACCUCAUCAUCGAGAGCCAUGACGCGGCUUUCAAAGUCAAAGAAGGCGAAAUGAUAUUUGGGUAUCAGCCAUUCGCAACCAAGGACCCCAAGAUAUUCGACAAAGCCGAAGAGUUUGUGCCAGACCGGUUCGUCGGAGAGGGUGAGAGAUUGCUCAAGCAUGUGCUAUGGUCCAACGGGCCAGAGACUGAGACACCAACGGUGGGGAACAAGCAGUGCGCUGGGAAGGAUUUCGUGGUCUUGGUGUCGAGGCUUCUUGUCGUGGAACUGUUCCUUCGAUACGACUCCUUUGAGGUUGAGAUCGGUACAUCGGGGGCCUCCGUUACCUUAACAUCUCUCAAAAGAGCCACCUUUUGAUCAUUGUAAUCACCUUCUUGACACUUCAUAGUUUUAUAGCCUAGAAUGUAUAUGUUUUGAGAAAAACAUAACAUUUCAUUCAAUAAUACCACAAGCAUAAAGCUCUUACAACACAGAGCAUAGCUCUGUAGCAACCAUAGCAUAAAGCUACAAGA